This is a messenger RNA of Cuscuta campestris, 1292 nucleotides long. The record is from the annotation of a GenBank genome assembly. Lineage: Eukaryota; Viridiplantae; Streptophyta; Magnoliopsida; Solanales; Convolvulaceae.
CCAUACACCCUCCAACUUGCCUUUACCCAAAAUAAAGCCUUAAAAUCUUCUUUUCCCUGAAUAAAUCAUAUCCCCUCCUUCCAAGCGACUUCCAUAUAUAGUUCUCAUCCCCUUCAUAUAUAAGAGCACCCCACUCAAGAGUCCUUUCCACAUUAGAUCUCUCUCUUGAUUUUCGUAUGUUCUUUUAAUUUUAAUGGGUAUUCGGGAAGAAGACAGUGUUUUGGCCGGAGAUGGGAUUCAGAUUCGGGAAGUUUGGGCGGAGAACCUCGAAUCCGAAUUCGAUCUCAUCGGACGAAUCGUCGAUAGCUACCCGUAUGUAUCCAUGGACACCGAGUUUCCCGGGGUUGUGUUUAAGCCUGAGAAUCUGCCGUCGCGUCGCCGGCGUGGACUUCCGUCGGAUUCCGAUCGGUGUGCAGAUCAGUACCGGUUACUGAAGUACAACGUGGACGCGCUGAAUCUCAUCCAGCUCGGGCUGACUCUUUCAGACGCCGGCGGGAACCUCCCGGUGCUCGGAUCCGGUGGUCAGCGGUGCAUCUGGCAGUUCAAUUUCUGUGAUUUCGACGUGGGGCGUGACGUACACGCUCCGGACUCUGUCGAGCUGCUCCGCCGUCAGGGGAUCGACUUCGAGAUGAACCGGGACCGCGGGGUUGACUCGGCCCGGUUCGCCGAGCUGAUGAUGUCGUCCGGCCUGGUCUGCAACGAGUCGGUCAGCUGGGUGACUUUCCACAGCGCGUACGACUUCGGGUACCUGCUGAAGAUCCUCACGCGCCGCUCCUUGCCGGCCGGCCUUGAGGACUUCUUGAGUGCUCUGAGAAUAUUCUUCGGCAGUAUGGUUUAUGACGUCAAGCAUCUCAUGAAGUUCUGCCAGAGCCUACACGGCGGUCUAGACCGGUUGGCCAGAAUACUGGAGGUGGACCGGGCCGUCGGGAAGUGUCAUCAGGCCGGUUCUGAUAGCCUGCUGACGUGGCACGCGUUCCAGAGGAUGAGGGAUUUGUACUUUGUAAAUGAAGGACCGGAAAAACAUGCCGGAGUGUUGUACGGACUAGAGGUUUUUUAGGCCGAGAAUUUAUUUUAAUUUUCUCUAGUAAAUAAAAUAAAAUUAAUUUAAUUAUUUUUUAUUUCGUAAUUACUUAGUGUAAUUAGGGAGUGUUUGGCCUGAUGUAGAAUACAAUUGUGAUUCGUUACGUGUUUAUGACUUUAUGCCAGCGUUUGUCAAAGCCAAUCUGUGUGGCUUUAUUUAUUCCUUACAUGAGAAUCUAAUACUGCUAUUUUAAUGAAUUAAAUCACUUCUU